Messenger RNA from Trifolium pratense (red clover), 1537 nucleotides. Its product is annotated as beta-1,6-galactosyltransferase GALT29A. The record is from RefSeq and is a predicted model, not a curated record. NCBI's taxonomy places the organism in Eukaryota, Viridiplantae, Streptophyta, Magnoliopsida, Fabales, Fabaceae. Gene Ontology annotation, molecular function: sialyltransferase activity. The coding region runs from base 1 to 1284 and encodes 427 amino acids. The transcript has a single exon.
AUGCCUAAAUCUUCUGAACAAAAAGAUGGAUCUGAAACAGAAACACCAAAUUUUUGUUGCAUCGAUUCAUUCACUCAUUUAGCUUCAACCAAAUCUAAGAACAACAAUUUUCCGAUGAAACGCACCGUUCGUCCUUUCUUCAUUCUUCUCAUUCUUCUCGUUUUCAUUGCUACGUUAACCUCACGCGCUAUUCUUCGUAAAGGUAUACUCUCAAUCGAGCUCGAAGCGCGUGUUUUCACUCGCGAUCCACCGUCGUUAAACUCCACUUUGCUCAAACACGCCGCCGUUGAGAUCGGUGAGGAAAAAUCCCGGCAAGAGAUUCAGCAGCUUCUUGAUGGUAACUUUGCUAGUCAAGCACGGCAUAGGACAUUCGUUUCGUGGCGGAGAUUCAUCCAUCAUGACGGCGGUGGUGAUAGGAAUGUUCCGGCAACACUCCGGUCGCCGCUUUUCUAUCGGUAUUGGCUUGAUUUUCGGCGAGUUUUGCAUGAUUGGGCGAGGAAGCGUCGGUUUCAAUCGGGGAUAAUGUUGGAAUUAACUCGAUCGGUGAAGGUUCCGCUCGAUCGAUAUAACAAAGUUAAUGCUAAUGCUGUUGAUUCUGGUGAAAAAAAGUACUCUUCUUGUGCUGUUGUUGGUAACAGUGGAAUUUUGCUUAAUAGAAACUAUGGUUCAUUAAUUGAUGCACAUGAAUUUGUUAUAAGGUUAAACAAUGCUAGGGUUGAUAACUAUGAAUCAAAAGUUGGAAAAAAAACAAGUAUUUCAUUUGUGAAUAGCAACAUUUUGCAUUUAUGUGCAAGAAGAUCAGGGUGUUUUUGUCACCCUUAUGGUCCUAAUGUUCCUAUUGUUAUGUACAUUUGUCAAGCUGUGCAUUUCUUGGAUUAUACUGUUUGUAAUGCUUCACAUAAGUCUCCUUUGUUGGUGACAGAUCCUAGGUUUGAUGUGUUGUGUUCUAGGAUUGUGAAGUAUUACUCAUUGAAGAGAUUUGUGGAGGAAACAGGGAAGGGUUUAGAACAAUGGGGUUCAGCUCAUGAUGGUGCUUUGUUUCAUUAUUCUUCUGGUAUGCAAGCUGUUAUGUUGGCUUUAGGGGUAUGUGAUAAAGUUAGUAUUUUUGGGUUUGGUAAAUCAUCUUCUGCUAAACAUCAUUAUCAUACUAACCAGAAAGCUGAACUUCAUUUGCAUGAUUAUGAAGCUGAAUAUGCUUUUUAUAGUGAUCUUGUCGAUGGACGUAAGCCUAUACCGUUUAUAUCAGAGAAGUUUAAGAUUCCUCCUGUUGUAAUGUAUAGAUGACAGUGAACUGUUGUUGCUGAUAUGAGUGUUGGAGGGGUAAAUUUUGUUCAUGUUUCUGUGCUCUCUUGUUGUAAUACUUGUGGAGUGAAUAGAUAGUGGAAGGGAUUACUAAGUUUGGUUUGAGAUUCAUUUUUUGUUUUUCUCAAGUUUGUUGUACUGUCCCAAAUGUAGCCUAAGGCAACAUCCAAGUGUAAAUUUUGGUUAGAUCAAUACAAAAUUAUGAAUCAUGCACAUCUAUUAUGUGUGUUAUAUC